Messenger RNA from Suricata suricatta (meerkat), 1121 nucleotides. RefSeq names its product cytochrome c oxidase assembly protein COX14. The coding region runs from base 724 to 897 and encodes 57 amino acids. Gene Ontology annotation, cellular component: mitochondrion. NCBI's taxonomy places the organism in Eukaryota, Metazoa, Chordata, Mammalia, Carnivora, Herpestidae. Gene Ontology annotation, biological process: mitochondrial respiratory chain complex IV assembly. The record is from RefSeq and is a predicted model, not a curated record. The transcript has 2 exons.
GAAAAAAAAUGGAGGAAAAACAGAAGAAGAAAUCUCUCCUCGAUAAUUCCAGGCGCUCCGGGCCCCUGAAAGGGGUGCCCAUGCGGUCCCUUUCUCCCCAAGUGGCACUCCCUUCCCAGCCCUUCCCAGCGCGCCUUUGGGUCUUUACCACUCCUCCUGCAAGAGGGGAGUUCACGCACGGGCCGGAAACGUUAGACAUUCGUUCCUCGUACCCACUCUGUGGCCAUGGCCAAGCAUGUCGCAUUCUUGGCGGUCCAGGCCUGGCGGUGGGGUCAGUUCCUACCUGAGUUCACGGGGAAGAGGGUAGCUCCAGGAUCUAGGGGGCGCGCGGCCCACCGCCAGCGGGCUGACCCCGAGAGAAUCUACCAGCUCCCGGAGGCGUCACCGCACCUAGGCUGGCGAUUGGCUGACUCUCUCUGAAUCGAAGAGAAAGGUCAUCUUCUCUAUCUUAGCUGUAUAUCCUAAAGUUCUGGUUCUAGAGCUGGGUCGCCAAAGACGCUCUCUCAAUGGUGAAUGACUACAACCCCCAGAAUGCAACGGUCCUCUUUGAGAGGAAGACUCGUCUGAGGAUGCGUAGUAAGGGUGACUGACCCGGAAGCGCAAAGGCGGCAACCAGCCGAGCUGCGGCAUCCCCGGCUCAGUACUCAAGUGGGUGGAUUGUUGUUGUGUCCGGCGCGGGCUUCUCUCUCUGGUGUCAGAAGCGGAGUCCUAGAGGGGGACAACAUGCCAACUGCCAAGCAACUAGCUGACAUUGGCUACAAGACCUUCUCUACUUCCAUGAUGCUUCUCACUGUGUAUGGGGGCUAUCUCUGCAGUGCCCGAGCCUACCAGUAUUUCCAGCGGCGCAGCGCCCGGCGCCAGGCUGCAGAAGAACAGAAGACCUCAGGAGUCGUGUAGAACCGGGGGGACUAUUUUCCUUGAACAGAGAGGCCUGAGGCAUGCUGUGGAACGAUCUCACCUGCAGUCAUUUCCAAGUCGAGAGAACUAGGGCCUUAAUGGGUUCCAAAUCCUGCUGAGAAAAGUGCCCAUGUUUUCUCUGGUACUGCCAGUUUGGGGAGACUGUCGAAUCACAACAGGAACGGGGGGAUGAGGCAGACAUUAAAUAUUUUGCUGUGUCUGUG